CAUCACUAAUUUAGUAUCAUUCGUUCAUGUCAUUACCCCGUCACUAUGGUCUGAGGUCAACGACCACUGUCGUUCUAGUGUGUGUCGAGUGCAGUCGCACCUACUUAUAUAUUAAAUAUUGUAACAUGUAAUAUAAUGUAAAAUACAAGUCAUCUCACAUCAAGUCGUUUAAUUUAAUAAACACAACAACAAUACAUGGUGUCAGAAGUGAAAGUAACAACGAAAUAAAGAAGAUUCGUUUGUUAACGGAAAAUUUUAAAAACAAAAUGUCUACCGAAGACGUCGGCGACACGAGGUGCCGUGUGGCCGGUCUGGAGUGUCUAAAAUUAUCGUCGGAGGCAACCGCGAACAACGCGGAGGCGUGGAGGAAAUGGUGGCAGCGACUGGAGCUGUAUCUGCUGGCAUCAGGUCUAGACAGGUCGGAGGAGAAGCGGAAGGUGGCCAUUCUGCUUCACAGUAUUGGCCCUAAAGGUCUCGAAAUCUUCAAUACCUUUAACAUCAGCCUGGAUGAAGCCAAAAUAGAAGACGUCAAGGUCAAAUUCGACCUGUACUUUGAGCCACGCAAGAAUCUUACCAUGUGCAGGUACAUGUUUUUUACAAGGAGGCAAGCUCAAUCCGAGAGCAUCGACGAUUUCAUAACCGAUCUGGAGCUAAAGAGCCAGGAUUGCGAGUUCGGAACCCUGCGCGAGUCCAUGAUCCGGGAUAUUUUCAUCGCCAACAUGCACAUGGAUUUGUCACACAUCCGGCAAAGGCUGUUGCAAGAGCCCAACCUCACCUAUGAGAGGAUGCGAGAGUUGGCGAAAACCCUAAUUGUCGCACAGCAGGAUGCAGACAAGAUGAUAAACAAGUCCAUCGUCGAAGACGGCGAGAAGGUGAUGCAACUGCGUCAAAGGAGCGGCGGUCGACGAGUCUGUCGACAGCGUGCUUCGAGUCAAACGCCACAUCGGGCCACGUGGAAGUCUCCCAGUCCGAUGAGGCAGUCAGCAUCAACGUGUGGUCGCUGUGGGCAGUCUCAUCGAACGAAGUGCCCAGCGAUCGGAGUACAAUGCAGGUCAUGUAACUCAUUUGGUCAUUAUGCUAAGUUUUGCUAUAAGAAUAAACAAGUCAGACAGUUGUAUUCGUUUACUUCCAAGUCAAUACAAAAUGAUAAUUAUUUUGUAGGAAUUUUAAACAGUCAGUCGAGUCAUAAUCAUCUUAGUCAUUUACAUAAACAGUCACACAGUCAGCCACAAAAACAGUCAAAAAGUCGAUCAUACAGUCAAAAACCCGUCAAUACGCACACACACACACUAGAACACAGUCCAGGUAAUCUCCAUGAUGACAAUGCUUAUUGCACUGAGAGAUUACACUGUCAAAACAAAAAUAGUCCAAGUCUAGGUAAUCUCCAUGAUGACAAUGCUAAUUGCGUUGAGAGAUUACACCGUCAUAAUAAAAACAGUCUUACAAGUCAAAGUCUUAAUAAAAAUAGUCCUAUAAGUCAAAUAAGUCGAAAUAAAAAUAGUCAAAGUGAGCAUCAUUAUCAUUGCUACACUAAUAAAAGUCAGUCCGUCAGUCGUAAGACAAUAAAUAACAAUAAAAACAGUCAUAGUCUAGGUCAAGGACAUGUUAACUAUAAUAAAUCCAAUAAGAACAGUCAGUCCGUCAAUAAGUCACAUAAUACACACUUCCAAAACAUUAAUCACCACAAGUACACUAAGAAGUCACAUCAUUGUCAGUCAAAUGUAAGUAAUUCAGCAUCAGAAACAAAUAGUCACAACAUGCAUUCAAAUAUACCAAACGUAGCAUCUCAUCGAAAUAAUUUGAAUCAACAAAUUAGUCAUGUCAAGGGUAAUUCAGUUUCAGAAAAUCAUUAUUCAGGUAGUUCAUGGAAAAUAAACUUACAUGUGGGUAACCGAAAAAUAAAUUGUGUCAUAGACUCAGGCGCAGAUGUAAACGUCAUAUCUGUCAAAAACUUCAAAUUUCUUAAUCUGUCAAAGUCACAAAUUGAUAAAUGUCAUGUAAAUGUCACAGGAUUUGGUGGCAAUAACAUUCCAAUUCUAGGCAAAGUAAAUUUAAAAUGUAAUUUAAACAUAGAAAAUAGAAAUAUUUGUGAAAAUAUAGUGUUCAUUGUAGCAAAUAUACUCUGUCCAACUGUCUUAGGUCUUCCCACUUGCGAAAAAUUAGGUAUAAUAAAACGUGUAUUUUCCGUCACAAAACAAGAUUUUUGUAAACAAAUUCUUACACAAUAUGAUGAUUUGUUUAAGGGUCUUGGAUGUCUACCCCCAGUCUGUCAUCUGAAACUCAAGCCUGGUGCAGUUCCGUGUAUUGAUCCGCCAAGGAAAGUUCCGUUUGCAUUGCAAGGAAAACUGCGCGAGGAAUUGGAUCGCAUGGAGCAAAUGCAAGUCAUACAAAAAGUCACAAAACCAACUGAAUGGGUAAAUUCUGUGGUAGUCACUGUCAAAAGUUCAGGUCAAUUAAGAAUAUGUUUAGAUCCUAGAAACUUAAAUAAUUGUAUAAUGAGAGAACAUUAUCCGUUAAAGUCUAUUGAUGAGAUAAGGUCACAGUUAAAAGGUGCUGCAUGUUUUACGCAUCUAGACGCUUUCUCAGGUUUCUGGAUGAUAAAGUUAGAUGAAUAUAGUUCAGAUUUGUGUACUUUCCAAACACCAUUUGGUAGAUACAGGUAUUUAAGAUUGCCUUAUGGCAUAAGUGCUUCGUCUGAAAUAUUUCAAAGAAUUAUGAUGAAUUUGUUCGGUGAUUUGGAAGGAGUUUUAAUUUUCAUUGAUGAUAUUUUAGUACAUGGUCCUAAUGAGUCGGUUCAUAAUGAACGACUACAUAAAGUUAUGCAAAGAGCACGUCAAGUUAAUUUAAAAUUUAACAAGUCGAAAUGUAAAUUUCUAGUGUCAGAGGUAUGUUUUCUUGGUUAUGUAUUUAAUAAAGAUGGUGCUAGGGUUGAUCAAGAGAAAGUCAAAGCAAUACUCGAGAUGCCCACACCAACCAAUGUCAAAGAGUUGCAAAGAAUAUUAGGUAUGAUUAAUUACCUAGGUCCAUUCAUCAAGAAUUUGUCAGAAAAAACUCAAAUAUUAAGAAAUCUUUUGAAAAAAGAUUCAGUCUGGAUUUGGGAUGAGAAUCAUGAGAAAUGUCUUAAAAUUUUGAAAGAGGAGAUCACAAGAUCACCAGUCUUAGCUCAUUACAAUCCACAAAUUCCAUUAGUCUUGUCAGUCGAUUCGUCAAAGUCAGCAUUAGGUGCAGUAAUUUUGCAAAAUAAUAAACCUAUUGCAUAUAGUUCUAAAACUCUCACCAUAACCCAGGAAAGAUAUGCUCAAAUUGAGAAAGAAUUGUUAGCAAUACAAUUUGGUUGUGAAAAGUUUCACCAAUAUGUCUACGGUCAUAAAGUAACAGUACAUACUGAUCAUAAACCAUUAGUCUAUUUAUUUAAAAAACCACUUCAUGAUGUACCUGCAAGAUUACAACGUAUGAUGUUAACCUUGCAAAAAUAUGAUUUAGAAGUCAUACAUGUACCUGGUAAGGAAAUGUAUAUAUCAGAUACUUUGUCUAGAGCAGCUAUUCAGGAAAAUUAUGUACCUGAAAAUGAGUCUGAAAUGUCAUGUCAUGUAAAUUUAAUGUAUUCAAAUCUAGCAAUUACUAAAGAAUAUAGCACAAAAUUAAGUCAGGAAACUAAGAAAGAUGAAAGUUUGCAAUUGUUAAAGAAAUAUUAUUAUGAAGGAUGGCCUAAAAAUAAAAACAAUGUAAGUCCAUUAUUAAAACCAUAUUGGAAUAUUCAAGCUGAAAUUCAUGUAAUUAAAGAUUUAAUAUUUAAAGGUUCAAAAUUAAUUGUUCCUAAGUCAAUGUAUAAAGAAAUGUUAGAUAAAAUACAUAAAGGUCACCAAGGUAUAAAUAAAUGUUUGAAAUUAGCUAGAGAAUCUUUGUAUUGGCCAAAUAUGUCUACAGAUAUAAAAAACAUAGUAGAACAAUGUUUAAUAUGUGCUAAAUUCAAACCAUGUAACCAAAAGGAACCACUACAAAAUUUUGAAAUUUGUAAGUAUCCAUGGCAACAAGUCGGUAUAGAUUUAAUGUAUCUUGACAAUUUAACGUACCUUAUUGUCACUGAUUACUACUCAAAAUUUAUAGAAAUUGCUUUGUUAAACAAAGACAGUCGUUCAAGCAAUGUAAUCACACAUUUAAAGUCAAUUUUUGCACGUCAUGGGAUACCAUUAUCUUUAGUGUCUGAUGGUGGUCCACAAUUUCAGUCAGUAGAAUUUAAAAAUUUUCUAAAUGAAUGGGAUAUAGAACAUGUAGUCACUAGCCCAUAUCAUUCACAGUCAAAUGGUCAAGCAGAAAGCUCAGUCAAAAUUGUCAAAAAUAUGCUAAGAAAAUGUAAGGAAAAUGGGUCAGAUCCAUACAUAGCAUUAUUGCAUUAUAGAAACACACCUAAGAAUAAUCUGUCGUCACCCGCUCAAUUGUUAAUGUCUAGAACUUUAAGAGAUAACAUACCAGUGUCAUAUAAAAGGUUAAAGCCAAAGGUUGUAAGAUUUAAAGAAUAUGAAAAGUCUGUUGUCAAAAAUAAUUUAAAUAAGUCAAAGUAUUAUAAUAGGAAUACUAAACCAUUGUCUAUGUUACAACCAAAUGAUCAUGUAUAUUUUAAGAGAAAUCCUAAGAGUCAUUGGGAACAUGCCACUGUGAAGGAAAGAUGUCCAGAUAAUAGGUCAUACAUUGUAGAAGAUAUAAAUAAAGUCAGAUAUAGGAGAAAUAGGGUACACUUAAGGCAUAAAUAUUGUAAUGGCAGUGACAACCCUACUCCUAUGAGGUCCAAUUCUUCGCAGGGGAGAGAUGAGGGUGACAGACAGGAGCCGGAGAAUCCAAAAUUCCCACAAUUGUACAAAACCAAGUCAGGUCGUGUUGUGAGACCAACACAAAGGUUAAUUGAUGAAAUUGAUUAAUUUUUUAAUUUAAGAAGGGGGAUGUUACAUCACUAUUUAGUAACAUUCGUUCAUGUCAUUACCCCGUCACUAGUGUCCGAGGUCAACGACCACUGUCGUUC
This is a messenger RNA of Spodoptera frugiperda (fall armyworm), 5017 nucleotides long. RefSeq lists its product as uncharacterized. The coding region runs from base 267 to 4916 and encodes 1549 amino acids. The transcript has 2 exons. The record is from RefSeq and is a predicted model, not a curated record. Gene Ontology annotation, molecular function: aspartic-type endopeptidase activity; nucleic acid binding. Lineage: Eukaryota; Metazoa; Arthropoda; Insecta; Lepidoptera; Noctuidae. Gene Ontology annotation, biological process: proteolysis; DNA integration.